Hydractinia symbiolongicarpus is the source of this 1161-nucleotide messenger RNA. RefSeq names its product neuralized-like protein 2. The transcript has 3 exons. Gene Ontology annotation, molecular function: ubiquitin protein ligase activity. Lineage: Eukaryota; Metazoa; Cnidaria; Hydrozoa; Anthoathecata; Hydractiniidae. The coding region runs from base 30 to 902 and encodes 290 amino acids. The record is from RefSeq and is a predicted model, not a curated record.
UAAAACUCUUAAAAUAACGAACGGCUGCUAUGUUAUGUUACUGCAAUCACCUACUGUAUAUAUAUAUAUAUAGACAACAUUAUAAUAUGCUACGUUUUCAUCGUGCACAUGGUCGAAAUAUUGAGUUGAGAGAAAAUAGACGUACUGCUAUCAGAGUGGAAAGUUUUGCAAAUGCUUUGGUAUUCAGCCACAGACCUUUAGAGCGAAAUGAGUUGUUCCUUAUUGAAAUUCAAGAUCAAGCAAUCGGUUGGGCUGGAAAUAUAAGGUGUGGGAUUACUCUACACAAUCCAGGAAGCAUUCAAAUACCACAAUAUUUAUUUCCAGAUUUGCAAAAGAUGGGGAAAUCGUAUGUUUUUGCACUAAAACCCGUUAUUGAUGAUCCUUUUAAUGACAUGGAAACGAAUAUGAAAAUUGUGAACUGGAAUAAUAGAAUGCUGCGUGGCGAAAGAAAUGGAAAUAAAAAUGUGGAGACUGUAAUAAGAAGGUGUGAAAAAAUGAAAUAUUGUGAUAAAUUUAACAAGAAACUUCUAGCGUUAGAUCCGUUUUGUAAUCCCUGUGGUAUAAACAGCAGAAUAGGAUUUUUUGUUUCACCGAAAGGCGAAUUGUAUUUUUUAAUAAAUGGACAACAGUUUGGUCCAUGUGUACAGAAUAUUCCAACACGAAGCAAUAUUUAUGCAGUUGUGGAUUUAUAUGGGGCGACAAAACAAGUACAGAUUGUAAAUUGUGGAGUUCCGUCAUUAUCAAUGUUUUGUAAGAAUUUGUUAUGGCAAUCUUAUACAGAGGAAGAACUGGAGGAUAAAUUACAAGAAGCUUGUCUUCCUAAAACACUAAAGAUGGAACUUCAGGAAUUCUAUGCAAGCCAUGGAAGUUAUAUUUCAAUUAUUUGUUCUACUCCCAUCUAAUGUAAUCCAGAGUUAUUUCUAUUGCCACUACCUGUCAACCGCUUGUGCGCUUGCAGGACAUGGAAACGUUUUAAAGACAGUUUUCACUAUUAUUUAAGGCUAGUUUAUCUUCACACUAUACAACAUUUUUAUGUCAUUGGUUUUACGCAGGCUUUGGGUUGAAGUAUCUGAAUCGUAAAAAUUAUUUCAAAGCUUUUAAUUUAUUUGAUAUUGUAAUUUCAGAUUAUUUAUGUGGAGAUAUAUUUUUCAGUUGUCCGCA